CGGCAUUUCAGUAUUAACCCGCAACAGGGGAACAUCGCUCGUAUUUAUUUAUUUAUUGUAGUUUUUUUUAAGUUAAUCGCAACCAAGAAUGCUCGGCCUGUGCCUUUACGUGCCCGUGUCCAACGCCGACCAGGUGGAAGUGGAGUAUUUCGAGUCCAACGGGCUGCCUUCGGAGCUCAAGUCGCUUUUCAACAAACUGAGCGUGUUUCUUCCCUCCCAGGAGUUUUCAACUUACCAAAAAUGGAGACAGAAAUCGGUCCAAGCGGAGGAGAGCGGCGCGGAUGGUCAGCUGGACUUCGAGGAGUUCGUUCACUACCUCCAAGACUACGAGAAGGAUCUGAAGCUGGUGGUGAAGAGCUUUGACAAGAAGAAUGCAGGUUACGUCGACCCCAAAGAGUUCGUACAGUCCCUCCGCGACCUUGGAGUCCACAUUUCUCUACAACAAGCUGAAAAAGCGCUCGCAAGCAUGGACAAGAACGGCCUGAUCACGAUUAGCAGCAAAGACUGGAGCAACUGUGCGGUGGCAGUGGAGAAAACGGAGAAUAUCCCCGAGAUCAUCCUCUACUGGAAGCAUUCUACGAUCUUUGACGUUGGCGAUAACCUGCUGGUCCCCGACGAGUUCACGCUGGAGGAGAAACAGACGGGGAUGUGGUGGAGACACCUGGUGGCCGGAGGAGGAGCCGGAGCCGUGUCCAGGACGUGCACGGCGCCUUUGGAUCGUCUCAAACUCAUGAUGCAGGUGUACGGCUCCAGGUCCAAUAACAUGUGCAUAAUGAGCGGCCUGACCCAGAUGAUCCGGGAGGGGGGCACCCGCUCGCUGUGGAGGGGCAACGGCGUCAACGUGCUCAAGAUCGCCCCCGAAUCGGCGCUCAAGUUCAUGGCCUACGAACAGAUUAAACGGUUGAUUGGCAGCGAUAAGGAGACUCUGAGCAUCUUUGAGCGUUUCGUGGCCGGUUCUAUGGCAGGAGUGAUCGCACAGAGCACAAUCUACCCAAUGGAGGUGCUGAAGACUCGUCUGGCUCUGCGUAAAACGGGGCAGUACUCUGGGAUCUCAGACUGCGCCAAACAGAUCUUCAAAUCAGAAGGGCUCUCUGCGUUCUACAAAGGCUACGUCCCGAACAUGUUGGGAAUCAUCCCCUACGCCGGCAUCGACCUCGCCAUCUACGAGACUCUGAAGAACCACUACCUGCAGCAGUACAGCUCCAACUCGUCAGACCCGGGCGUGGUGGUGCUUCUGGCCUGUGGGACCGUCUCCUCGACCUGUGGGCAGCUCGCCUCGUACCCCCUCGCUCUGAUCCGGACUCGCAUGCAAGCACAAGCGGCGUGCGAGGGCGACAACCGCGUCUCCAUGUCGGGCUUGUUCCGGCAGAUCCUCCAGAGCGAAGGACCGUCGGGUUUGUACCGAGGACUCGCCCCCAACUUCCUCAAAGUGAUCCCCGCCGUCAGCAUCAGCUACGUGGUCUACGAGCACAUCAAGACGCAGCUCGGGGUCACGUCACGCUGAGGAAAUCCCACCGAAGGAAAAACAUAAACUGAAACACAAACUGAAACACAACACAUAUCCCAGAAUCCAGAGGGACACUUCUGAGGUUCGAACGGAGCUCAAAUCAUUCUGUGAAUGUUGGAGACGGACGACGACGGCGAUGAUCAUGAGGAGGAGGAUUAGGAGAAGGUAGAUGCUGCUGUUUUGGUUUUCCCACUGUUACAGAUCAUUGAAAGUGUCUGUUUACUUGCCGCCCGAGCUUCAAUUCCAAGAGAAAAACUGCUAAGAAUGUACUUUUUUUUUUUUGGAGGCAAGUAAACGAAAAUGGAUGAAGUAGCAGUGUGGAAUAACAGUGUGUCAGAUUUCCCCGAUUUGACCAAUUUCAAUUUUACAAACAAAAAUACUUGUGUUAGUUACUAAAUGUGUUUAGUUCCAUGAAAUUUUACACAAUUUGAGCAAAAAUGACCUAAAAAUGGAUGGUAGCAGUGUGGAAUUAAAAGGGAAAUUGUUCAAUUUAUUUCUGAAAUUUAACACAAUUUGAGCACAAACGACCUUCAAAAUGUGGUUAGUUCUGUGAAAUUUGAGCAAAAAUGACCAAAAAACACACACAAAACAAAAAUAGCUGGUAGCAGUGUGGAAUUAAAAGGGAAAUUAUUCAUUAGUUCUCUGAAAUUUGACCAAAAAUUAGUUUUAAAAAACCCUAUAAAAUGUCUUAACGUCCAGAAUUCUAAUUUACAACUUUACACAUCUAUUAAUCUGUUCAGAACUCGACCCUUAAAUGUGAAAAAGUAACGAAACACUUCAUUAUAAUGGAAAUUCAAAUCCAUUUUCUGCAUUAACUCUGUACUUACCGUAUAAAAUCUACCAAAAGCGGCAUCUACCUUUUUGUUUUAACUUAGAAUUACAGUUAAAAAGAAGGAAAUAUUACGUACUAUGGACUCUGUGAGCUCAGGUUUCGGCGGAAAACGUACAGAUUUCCGCAGCUGCUAUUUAUACGUAGAUAUAUUUUACUAGAUACCGAGAAGCUUUCGGCGCGAGCGAACGUCGGAAACGGAAACCCGAGGGACCAAAAAACGCUCUUCUGGCUAAUAAAAAUUAAGGUGCCUGUUGGAGUUUGAACGUGGAGAAUCGUCAUGUCAGUUUAGCGAAAUUCAUAACGAACGCCCUUUUUUUUUUUUUUUUUUUUUUUCGAAAGCAACUUAACGUAUGGCAGAGAAUGUGAUCUUAAGAAUCCGAAUAUCCUUUUUCCCGUGUUGUGGAGAAGCGUGAAAUCCCAAAAUAGAGAAGUCCUUUUGCACAAUUGUGAGUCUGAAAACUUCUCUCCCUCUUUACCUUUACGAAUGAAUGUACGAGCGGGGAAGUUCUUUGCCGUCCGUGUGUAUUUAUUUGGUUUGAGUGCGUAGAGAGGAAGCGGCACGUCGUCUGGAAAGGGUAGGAUCGGUGUACGAGGUUUGACUAGGCCUUAAUUAUAACGCUCAGCUGCUGUCAUAACGCUAAUAUUUUUGGGGUUUUUGAAGGUUUGAAAUUAAGGGUGUCGUGAUUUAACGAAGACAAGCGAGGUUUCGGGUUAAGAAUCGGUCGUUAAAACAUUUCGACUUGUACGUUUCUUGAGUAAAUUUAUGCAAUUUUGACAGAAACGAUCUUUAAAAACUUGUGAAAUCUCAAAUUGGUUCAACGGCGUUUUCGUUACUAAAGGUUUUUCAAAUUAAAAUUGCUAUUAUAAUAAACACCUUUAAAAAUUCAGCUUUUUUUUUUUUAAUGGUGCAUUGGAGCGUCCGUCGCUUCUUUGUUGUCGCCAUGGAAACGUUAUUGUUUUGUCUGGAAUGUUCCACAGUAGAGAUUAAACCUGUAUUUCAAGUUAGACAUCUAUAGGCGACGUUACGGGUCUGAUCCGUGGAGAGGUGAGCCUAUUCACAAACAGAAUUAUUGUAUUUUUGAGCGAUAGAAAUGCUUGAAAAAUGUGUUUAAAAGUCAUACCAUGGAACAUUCUAGACGAACGAAUAACGAACGAAAAACGAAUGAAUAACGAACAUCUCCAUGGAGUUACGCAAUGCACCUUUUUGUUUUUUAAGUCAAAUUUGUCUAUAGUUUUGAGCGAUCCUUAACAAAAAAAAUUCUGAAACCUGCCUGUCUUCAUUCUUUUUUUUUUUUUUUUUAAUUUGUUCUAAUGAAACUGAUGUGAUCUUGUUUGUAUCCAGCCCUGUCAUUUAAAAGUAUAGAUGUCUUAACUCAAUAAUGUUCACUGUGGUUUAAGAGCUGUUAUUUCAAAACCUCAUAUAACAAACUUUAUUUAUUUUUUUUGUAUUUAUGUUUUCACUGUAACAUUUAUACUUUGUGGAAUGAGGGGCUGCACGUGUUCGACUGAAUGCACUUUAAUCCGAGCGCUGGAGGAGCGGUGUGAAUGUGUGAAAUAUAAACAUUUAAAUUUGUUCAACUAUUUUAACAGUUUUUAAUGGACCAUUUUGAUGCGAAUAAAUGCAAUUUUUCCUGUUAA
Boleophthalmus pectinirostris (great blue-spotted mudskipper) is the source of this 3977-nucleotide messenger RNA. RefSeq names its product calcium-binding mitochondrial carrier protein SCaMC-2-A-like. The record is from RefSeq and is a predicted model, not a curated record. Gene Ontology annotation, molecular function: calcium ion binding; ATP transmembrane transporter activity. Bases 89 to 1504 code for a protein of 471 amino acids. The transcript has 10 exons. Lineage: Eukaryota; Metazoa; Chordata; Actinopteri; Gobiiformes; Gobiidae. Gene Ontology annotation, biological process: transmembrane transport. Gene Ontology annotation, cellular component: mitochondrial inner membrane.